CUGGUCCCACCACUAACGAAUCCAAAAAUCUGCAAUUCACGAAAGCGAAAAUCGAGGGACAGAAGGAAAUAAAAUAGAAAAGUAUUUAAUUUAUCUACUGCAAAAUGACUGUUACCGCUACACCAUUGCCCGAAAAUAUGAGGGUUAAGGCUUUUAGCGAUUACAGAAAAAAACUUCUCGAGCACAAGGAAAUAGAAGGCCGAUUAAAAGAGAAGCGCGAGGAAGUUAAGGAUCUGACAAAGCUAUACGAUAAAUCCGAAAAUGAUUUGAAGGCCCUGCAGAGUGUGGGACAAAUUGUGGGCGAAGUUCUUAAGCAAUUGACCGAGGAUAAAUUUAUUGUGAAGGCAACGAAUGGACCUCGUUAUGUUGUCGGAUGUCGGAGACAGUUGGAUAAGGCAAAGCUGAAGUCCGGCACUCGAGUGGCCCUGGACAUGACCACAUUAACGAUUAUGCGGUAUUUGCCACGAGAAGUUGAUCCCCUUGUGUACAACAUGUCGCACGAGGAUCCAGGAGAUGUUACGUAUUCGGCUAUUGGUGGUCUCACCGAACAGAUUCGCGAGUUGCGUGAAGUCAUCGAAUUGCCGCUGCUUAAUCCGGAACUAUUCCUGAGGGUUGGCAUUACACCGCCCAAGGGUUGCCUGCUUUAUGGUCCACCUGGUACCGGAAAAACGCUGCUGGCUCGUGCAGUAGCAUCUCAAUUGGAUGCGAAUUUCCUUAAGGUCGUCUCCUCGGCCAUUGUGGACAAGUAUAUUGGCGAGAGUGCGCGAUUGAUCCGAGAGAUGUUUAAUUAUGCACGCGAUCAUCAACCGUGCAUUAUUUUCAUGGAUGAAAUCGAUGCCAUUGGCGGUCGACGUUUCAGCGAAGGAACAUCUGCAGAUCGUGAGAUACAGCGUACCCUUAUGGAGCUGCUCAAUCAAAUGGAUGGCUUCGAUUCGCUUGGACAGGUUAAAAUGAUUAUGGCGACAAACCGACCAGACACAUUAGAUCCCGCUUUGUUGCGACCAGGACGUUUGGAUCGUAAAAUUGAGAUUCCCUUGCCCAAUGAACAGGCUAGAUUGGAAAUUCUUAAGAUUCAUGCACUAAUAAUAGCCAAACAUGGUGAGAUUGACUAUGAAGCUAUUGUAAAGUUAUCCGACAAUUUUAAUGGAGCCGAUUUGCGUAAUGUCUGCACUGAGGCUGGCCUCUUUGCCAUAAGAGCGGAACGUGAGUAUGUCAUCCAGGAGGAUUUCAUGAAAGCUGUACGCAAGGUGUCUGACAAUAAGAAAUUGGAAAGCAAAUUGGAUUAUAAGCCAGUCUAAGAGAAUAAGAAAUAAACCCACUAACUAGAUUAUCUCCAUUUAUAUAUUAAGCGCAAAAGUUUUUUACUGUAAAUUCCGUUUUUGUUUUUUUCUAAACCUUUAUCCGCACUAUGUAAUACACCAUUGAAAAAAAAAAAAUAAUAUAUUGCAAUAAUUUACUAAAAAUUAAGACCAAAUCUGUUGUAGCACUUCUAAUUAAUGAAAAUUGUCUCCCUCUGAAAUUUUCAGUUUCAAGUAAUAAAUAAAAACCCCAAUGGAAAUACA
This is a messenger RNA of Drosophila willistoni, 1562 nucleotides long. Its product is annotated as 26S proteasome regulatory subunit 10B. Gene Ontology annotation, biological process: positive regulation of RNA polymerase II transcription preinitiation complex assembly. Gene Ontology annotation, cellular component: cytosolic proteasome complex; proteasome regulatory particle, base subcomplex. Lineage: Eukaryota; Metazoa; Arthropoda; Insecta; Diptera; Drosophilidae. Gene Ontology annotation, molecular function: proteasome-activating activity; ATP binding; ATP hydrolysis activity. The record is from RefSeq and is a predicted model, not a curated record. The transcript is spliced from 4 exons. Bases 105 to 1298 code for a protein of 397 amino acids.